AUGAUUCUGUUUGACACGGCCAAAGCCCUGAACCAGAGGUCAGGGAAACAGCCGGGGCUGGGGGAGGUGUGGGUUAUGCUGUCGAGGAGGUGUGGACUGUGCUGUAGUGGAGGAGGAGUGGACUGUGCAGAUGCUGAUGCUGAGGAGGUGUGGACUGCUGUUGGGGAGGAGGAGAGUCCAAGUUCUCUUCAAGGGGAGUACCAGAGGCGUCUGUAUAAGGAGCUAAUGGAGAACUACAACCGCCUGGAGAGGCCGGUGGUCAACGACUCCUCCCCCCUGCUGGUGGAGCUGGGAAUGACACUGCUGCAGAUCAUCGAUGUGGACGAGAAGAAUCAGGUGCUGAUGACGAACGUCUGGCUGCAGCUGUACUGGACAGACAUCUACCUGAGUUGGAACCCUGACAGCUACCCAGGAGUGCAGAACCUGCGAUUCCCCUCCAGCCAGAUAUGGACCCCGGACAUCCUACUCUACAACAGUGCGGACGAGCGUUUUGAUGCCACCUUCCACACCAACGUGCUGGUGAAUGCGUCGGGCUACUGCCAGUACAUCCCGCCGGGCAUCCUGAAGAGCACCUGCUACAUCGACGUACGCUGGUUCCCCUUCGACGUGCAGAAGUGCGACCUGAAGUUCGGCUCCUGGACACACAACGGCUGGCUGCUGGACCUGCAGAUGCUGGCGGUGGACACGUCCACGUACAUCUCUAACGGGGAAUGGGACCUCGUAGGUGUGCCGUCCAAGCGUAACGAGCUGUACUACGACUGCUGUAAGGAGCCCUACCCAGACGUGACCUUCACGGUGACCAUGCGGAGGCGCACCCUCUACUACGGCCUGAACCUCAUCAUCCCCUGUAUGCUGAUAUCAGGACUGGCUCUGCUGGUGUUCCUGCUGCCCGCCGACUCUGGAGAGAAGAUAUCACUGGGUAUAACAGUGUUGCUGUCCCUCACGGUCUUCAUGUUGCUGGUAGCGGAGAUUAUGCCUGCCACCUCCGACUCCGUCCCGCUGAUUGCCCAGUAUUUUGCGAGCACGAUGAUGAUCGUGGGGUUGUCGGUGGUCGUCACGGUGCUGGUGUUGCAGUUCCACCAUCACGACCCACAGGGUGGUAAGAUGCCCAAAUGGGUGCGCGUGGUGCUGCUAAACUGGUGCGCCUGGUUCCUGCGCAUGAAACAACCCGGUGACGAACUCAAACAAAAAUUCCUCCUGCAACAACAGCAGCAGCAGCAGCAGCAGCAGUCCUCCAGCUACAAGUACCGGCACCCCCCCACCCACCACUCCAGCUCCAGCAGCAUGGAGAUGGGCACCAUGUCCGGCAGCGGCGGCGGCCUCAACCACCCGCUCCACCCGGCCACCCUCUCCCAGUCGCCCACGCCCAUGGGCGCCAGCAACGGCACCAUGAACCUCUAUUUCAGCUACCACCCGGGCCAGCAGCAGCAGCAGCAGUCUCUGAGCACCGACUCGGGCAUGGUGCUGGGUGGCCCGCGGUGCAUCAUGGGAGGGGACGAGCGAGGAGGGGUCGGCAUGGGCAUGGGCAUGGGCGUGGGGGUGGGGGUCGGCGGCGACGUGCCGGUGGCGGUGGCGGUGGCGGCGGCGCUGCUGGCCGAGUGCUCGCCGGAGAUCCGGCGCAUCCUGGACGAGGUGACGUACAUCGCGCAGCGCUUCCGGCAUCAGGACGAGGGCGAGGCGGUGUGCAGCGAGUGGAAGUUUGCGGCGGCCGUGGUGGACCGGCUCUGCCUGGUGGCCUUCUCGCUCUUCACCAUCACCUGCACCUUCUCCAUCCUCAUGUCGGCGCCCAACUUCAUCGAGGCCGUCUCCAAAGACUUCACAUAG
This is a messenger RNA of Engraulis encrasicolus (European anchovy), 1824 nucleotides long. Its product is annotated as neuronal acetylcholine receptor subunit alpha-7-like. The record is from RefSeq and is a predicted model, not a curated record. The transcript has 12 exons. Lineage: Eukaryota; Metazoa; Chordata; Actinopteri; Clupeiformes; Engraulidae. Gene Ontology annotation, biological process: monoatomic ion transmembrane transport; signal transduction; regulation of membrane potential. Gene Ontology annotation, molecular function: acetylcholine receptor activity; acetylcholine binding; acetylcholine-gated monoatomic cation-selective channel activity. Bases 1 to 1824 code for a protein of 607 amino acids. Gene Ontology annotation, cellular component: neuron projection; postsynaptic membrane; synapse.